Messenger RNA from Lathyrus oleraceus (garden pea), 1272 nucleotides. RefSeq lists its product as uncharacterized. Bases 1 to 1272 code for a protein of 423 amino acids. NCBI's taxonomy places the organism in Eukaryota, Viridiplantae, Streptophyta, Magnoliopsida, Fabales, Fabaceae. The record is from RefSeq and is a predicted model, not a curated record. The transcript has 4 exons.
AUGAAGAAAUUUGGAUUGGAUAAUGCUAGUCACAAAAGAACUCCUGUUCCUACUCACUUAAAGGUAUCUAAAGAUAUGAAUGGCACAAGUGAGUAUGGAAUGUUGUAUUCCCAUGAUUCAAAUUCUAUGUUAGUGUGGUAUUGUGAUGCUGAUUGGGCUGGUAGUGUUGAUGAUAGAAAGAGUACCUCUGGAGGAUAUUUCUUCUUGGGAAACAAUUUAAUUUCAUGGUUCAGCAAGAAACGAAAUCGUAAGAAAGUUACACCUUCUGUGUCUAAAAAUGUCAAGACUUCCGAUAAGUCUUCUGAACCUAUAAUCCCCAGUAAAGAUAAAACUGUUGUUGAAGAAGAAUCUAGGUCUAAAGGGUCUGAGAUGAGAAACCCUACUAUGCAUGCUGACGACACUGAGAAUCCAACGAAAGAGGAAAGGAGUGCCAUUGAUAAGGAAUUUAGGAAGUUUGUUACAUGUGUUUUGAAGGAAGUGAACUCAGAUGUUUCUCCAGAUGUUCAAACAUCUUUGGCAAAAGAAUCUAGCCCUAACAAUGAUUCUAGUGAAAAAGCUGAGGAAAGCAUUCCUGAACAUGAUGCUCUUGAAAGAAGGAGUAAGAAGAAGGAAGAUGGGUGUGUCCCUGAGCAUGCUGCUCAUGAGAGAAGAAGUAAAAAGAAAGCUUAUCAUGUUGUCAAUGCUGAUGAACUAACUUCUGAUGAAGAACCCCUUACCAAUAUUGUAACUCCUAGUAUAGCCAAGAGGCUGCAGAUAUGUAAAGGAAAGGCAGUGGUGUUUAAAGAUUCUCCCUCAAGGGAAAUGAAAAGAAAAUAUGGUGGUUUGAAAGGAACUCCUUCUAGAAGCUCCAUAGAAGCUGCUGGGUUGAUGAAGACUGUCACUAAAUUUGGCCCUUGCUAUGAAAGCUUAGUCAAGGAGUUUGUGGUGACUAUUCCUGAUGGGUGUGAUGAUAUGAAAAAUUCUUACUAUUGGAAGGAAAAAACAGAAGAACCUCGGGCUGAGCUAGAGGUUACAGAUGACCAGGUGUGCAAGGAGAUAACUGCCAAGCAGGUCAGACACUGGCCAAACAAAAGGAAGCUAUCCGCUGGAAAGUUGAGUGUCAAAUAUGCUAUCCUUCAUAGGAUUGGGACUGCCAACUGGGUGCCCACUAAUCACACCUCAACCAUCUCUACUGGUCUUGGUAAGUUUAUUUAUGCUGUUGGGACAAGAAGAGCGUUUGAAUUUGGAAAAUACAUCUUUGUGAAAAUGACAAAGCCUUCUCUACUGUUGUAA